Messenger RNA from Lichtheimia ornata, 1863 nucleotides. RefSeq lists its product as uncharacterized. Gene Ontology annotation, cellular component: plasma membrane. NCBI's taxonomy places the organism in Eukaryota, Fungi, Mucoromycota, Mucoromycetes, Mucorales, Lichtheimiaceae. The record is from RefSeq and is a predicted model, not a curated record. Bases 1 to 1863 code for a protein of 620 amino acids. The transcript has 4 exons.
AUGGAUGCCGAUUCACGCUUAAAAGCCACAUGUUCAUUUGCAAGUGAAGCAACAGUUGCACACAAAGGGAGCGGUGUGCUGGCACCAUCGCCCCUUUCGCAAAAGCCGCUUUAUCCACCAUCCUAUAAUGGCGAUGACAACACCAAUACCAUGUCAACAGAAAAGCAUCAACCCAUAGAACGAUCACAACGUAUCAAAAGCAAAAUGACAAAGACCAAGUCGCUGUUGUUGAAGUUGUUGAAGAAGUACUGGUUCCUUCUCGGACUUGCAUUUGUCAUUUCUUUGGCAUACGCAGCCCCCGAUGUGGCGAGAAAAGGCGGCUACAUCCAUGCUGAAUGGUCGAUCAAGUGGGGUGCUGUUAUUAUCAUCUUUUUGAUUUCGGGUCUAUCGCUUCGCACACGUAUACUCACUCAAACUUUUAUGCGUAUACGGUUGCAUCUACUUGUUCAGCUCAUCAACUUGGUCAUUAUCCCAUUCUUUGUAUUUGGACUUGUACUGCUGCUAUUCAAGCUGCAUGUUCCAAUGAACUCGUUAGUGCUCAUGGGCGUGGUGAUUGCAGCAAGUACACCUACCACCGUGUCAUCCAAUGUUGUCAUGACCAAAGCCGCUAAGGGAAAUGAAGCAACAGCAUUGAUGAAUGCAGCCCUUGGAAACGUACUUGGCAUCUUCAUUUCACCUGCGCUUGUGGAUACCUUCCAGGAACCUUUAAUUGACGCAACUCCAGAGAAUGAAUCAGCUCAAGCCGGUGGCAAAGUCGAUUUCGUUCGUGUACUUAAGCAACUUGGCAUCACAGUGCUGAUCCCACUAGUCGUUGGGCAGAUUAUUCAGAUCAUGUUUACCGAAAAAGUUGCCAAGAUCAAGGUGAAAUGGCGCCUAUCCGAUGUAAGCAGCGUUUGCUUACUCACCAUGGUGUGGUCCGUUUUUUGCGAUGCGUUUUACUCAGGCUCAUUCAACUCAGUGGCCGCUACCGACAUUGUUGGCGUUGUCAUCAUGAACAUUGGAUUUUAUCUAUUGUUCUCCUUGUUAGCUCUUUUCCUCGCACACAUUCCACUCCCUUCAUCCAUCCGUGAGCCAUCAUGGGUUUCUCGUCUACGUUACAAUCGCGAGGAUACCGUUGCUGUUAUGUUUUGUGGAGCAACCAAGACUGUAGCUAUGGGUGUGCCAUUGAUCAAUGUGCUAUAUCAAAAUGGUGAUCCAGGCACUAUUGGGGUGCUAUCAACGCCACUCUUGUUGUAUCACGUCGAGCAACUCAUUCUAGGCAACAUCGAAGUUGAUAUUCUUAAAAGAUGGGUAUUACACGGGCAGCAACAACAACAGCAACAAGAAGAAGAUGUACCAUCAUCGCCAACCAAGGACAUGAUGCCGCCACACCGUGACCUUGAGGAUCAAUCCUUUGUUCAUCAUCAUCCACCUGCUCCACCACCACCUGUCAUCAUUCAACCUCCCUAUGGAAAGCAUCAGCAACAAUGUGGCAAGGGAUCGUCUCCACCCGUUUCACCUGCAGAAACAGUACAAGCCAAUGUUGGCUAUCUCAAUCAACAGCAUCCAUUAUUUGACAAGCAUGCAUCAUCCAGCACAAUGGAAGCAAGUUCUUUGGUGGGCGAAGAUGACAUGGAUAAGGAGCACAAGGAUCUUCAGAGCAACCUUAGUGCCACACGGAUCGAAAAGACAGCUGCUGAUGAUGACGAGGAUAUCUUCAGCUCUCCAUUCUUUACAGCAGAUACAGCCAGCAUCUCCCUGGAUACGUCACGUUUUUCUACAGACACGUUGGCUACUGCUUACCAUAAUCAUCGUUUUUCGGAACCCGUUACUAUGCCUCAGCAUCCACCUCCAAAAUCGCAACGCAGGUCGUGGUACCGAUAG